GAAAACCACGGGACUUUUUAGGCUAAUGUCCAAGCCCUCUCUUUCUCAUUAGGACUCUCCUCACCAUUACAUAGUACAAUUUGAGCUCCCAUUAAUGGAGUAUUGUAAGCUAGCUAGAGAGAAGGGAGAAGAAUAAGCUAAGGAAAAGGAGAUCCCUAAUAUGGAGGGAGACUCCCUUAUUUAUAGAGAAUAGGGGAAGGGGAUGCUCUCCACCCUAAUGGGCCGCAUGGGCCGGAGUGGGCCCAAAUGGCUAAAGUGGGCCGGAUGGGCCGAAAUGGGCCUAGCUGCUCGGGCUCCGUAGUGAGUAAUGUCUUGGGCUCCUAAACAGUAAUAGGCCGGGAUAAUAUAUCCCAACACAAGUCCCCCAGUUUCUUGAGUAGUGAGCUCGCGAAUCUGCUCGAGAAAAUAUACUCUGCCUGCGCCCUUCCUCUGUCUUGCUGGAAACUGUGUCUUCACAUAAUCAUCAUAUAUGAGUGAGUUUCUGCACUCCUGAACGUGAUCUACCAGUGAGGCACCCCCCCUUCCCGACAGGGUCGGGCGAAGGGUGCUCCUCCACGGGCACACUCCGCCUGAAUGCAUCAGGCGGGAGUAAAGCACUCUGACUCGAGCUUUCCAAUCGGAGAAGCUUAGAGGUCCAUGCAUCUAUAAACCGACGUCGCGGUACUGUCAAAACAUGAUGCACGUGUGUAUGUAUGAAUGUAUGAGGUAUGAUGCAUGAAUGCAUGGAUGCAUGUAAUGUAUGGGUGCAAUGUAUGAAAGAAGGAAUGUGAGGUGUGAUAGAAAGCGAUGGCUCUCAUCGAUAAACCGGGCAUGUCAGCGCCGAGAAGCAGACGUGCUGCAUAAGACGGGUCCCCCAUCCAAGAUGGCAUGGGCGGAGCCAAAGGUGGACUAGCCAUGAUGCCGCAGAGGGGCCACUCAUGCUGCAUAAGACGGGUCCCCCAUCCGAGAUGGCAUGGGCGGAGCCGGAGGUGGACUGGACAUGAUGCCGCCGAGGGGCCAAUCGAGCUGUAUAAGAGAUGUUCGUCGCCAUCCUGAAAGGGAUGGGCGACCCUAACGUGAGCCAGACACGAUGGCGCUGGGGCGCUGAUCGUGUUGCAUAAGAGACGCUCGUCGCCACCCUGGAAGGGAUGGGCGACCCUAACGUGAAAGAGACACGAUGGCGCUGAGAAGCCGAUCGUGCUGCAUAAGACGGUCGUCGCCAUCCUGGAGGGAAUGGGCGAGCCGAACCGUGAAGCCAGGUACGAUGGCGCUGAGGGGCCGAUCGCACUGCAUAAGACGUUCGUCGCCAUCCUGGAGGGAAUGGGCGAGCCGAACCGUGAAGCCAGGUACGAUGGCGCUGAGGGGCCGAUCGCACUGCAUAAGACGUCCGUCGCCAUCCUGGAGGGAAUGGGGCGAUCCGAACGUGAAAGAGACACGAUGGCGCUGAGAAGCCGAUCGUGAUGCAUAAGACGUUCGUCGCCACCCUGGAAGGGAAUGGGGCGAUCCGAACGUGAAAGAGACACGAUGGCGCUGAGAAGCUGAUCGUGCUGCAUAAGACGGUCGUUGCCAUCCUGGAGGGAAUGGGCAAGUCGAACCGUGAAGCCAAGUACGAUGGCGCUGAGGGGCCGAUCGCACUGCAUAAGACGUUCGUCGCCAUCCUGGAGGGAAUGGGGCGAUCUGAACGUGAAAGAGACACGAUGGCGCUGAGAAGCCGAUCGUGCCGCAUAAGACGGUCGUCGCCAUCCUGGAGGGAAUGGGGGAGCCGAACCGUGAAGCCAGGUACGAUGGCGCUGAGGGGCCGAUCGCACUGCAUAAGACGUCCGUCGCCAUCCUGGAGGGAAUGGGGCGAUCCGAACGUGAAAGAGACACGAUGGCGCUGAGAAGCCGAUCGUGAUGCAUAAGACGUUCGUCGCCACCCUGGAAGGGAAUGGGGCGAUCCGAACGUGAAAGAGACACGAUGGCGCUGAGAAGCUGAUCGUGCUGCAUAAGACGGUCGUUGCCAUCCUGGAGGGAAUGGGCAAGUCGAACCGUGAAGCCAAGUACGAUGGCGCUGAGGGGCCGAUCGCACUGCAUAAGACGUUCGUCGCCAUCCUGGAGGGAAUGGGGCGAUCCGAACGUGAAAGAGACACGAUGGCGCUGAGAAGCCGAUCGUGCUGCAUAAGACGGUCGUCGCCAUCCUGGAGGGAAUGGGCGAGUCGAACCGUGAAUCUGGACACGAUGGCACUGAGGGGCCCAUCGUGAUGCAUAAGACGUUCGUCGCCACCCUGGAAGGGAUGGACGAGCUGAACGUGAGCCAGACACGAUGGCGCUGGGGCGCUGAUCGUGCUGCAUAAGAGAUGUUCGUCGCCAUUCUGGAAGGGAUGGGCGAGCCGAACAUGAGCCGGGUACGAUGGCGCCGAGGGGGCCGAUCGUACUGCAUAAGACGGUCGUCGCCAUCCUGGAGGGAAUGGGCGAGCCGAACCGUGAAUCCGGACACGAUGGCGCUGGGGGGGCCGAUCAUGAUGCAUAAGACGUUCAUCGCCACCCUGGAAGGGAUGGACGAGCUGAACGUGAGCCGGGUACGAUGGCGCUAAGGGGCCGAUCGUACUGCAUAAGACGGUCGUCGCCAUCCUGGAAGGGAAUGGGCGAGCCGAACCGUGAGUCUGGACACGAUGGCGCUGAGGGGCCGACCGUGAUACAGAAAAAUAGUGAUGAUCAUCUCAUGGCCCUCGGCCUGUCGGUGAGUGGUAAUCGUCCUACGGCCCUCGGCCGUGCUGGUGAUGUGUCAAGUCUCUCUCCUGAUUGGCUGUGAGAAGCCGAUCGUCUGCCAGGACUCCAUCCGGGAAGGAAUGGUGAGCCUGAAAUAAAUCUGGGCGAUGUCCCUUCUACCUGAUCUGGGGAGCUAAUCGUCGUUCGAGGCAAAAGAAAACCUGAUGUUAGCCGAUCGUCGUCGGCCACUUCAUUCUUCGUACUUAAGUCUUGUAAUUAUUCUUUACAUAUGUUUUUCAGUUUGUACUUCACAGCCAAUAGUGCCAAGGGAUAAAAUCAUUCUUUGCUCCGUGCUCUUCUGGCAUCUUUUUUUUUUUUUUGGAGUCUUUUAGUCUUCGUUCGUCAUUGGUCCUUGGUCCUACCGGCGUUCUUACAUCGAAGAUACGUUCGGUAUCCGCGGACAUCGCAAUGAGGAACAGGUAUAUCUACAUCGAGAUUCCCCCUUUUUCGUUCGUCCCUGGUCCUUUUAGUCUUACCGGCGUCUCUUGCAUCGAAGAAGACGUUCGGUACCCAAGGAACUCGCAGGGACGAACUGGUUUACCCUCACGGGUUCCCGUCUUUGUUAUCCCACGUCCAUCGAUCCAUGGUCAUUGUGGGAUGAACAGGUUUAUCUUGGCAAGGCUCCCUUGGUUCGUCUAGCCCCCUCCGCGUCUCUACUAACCUCUACAUCGAGAGGCGUUCGUCUUCGGCGGUGGGAGAAGAUCUGGCACACCCGGACAAGAUUCCCUUCCACAUAGGAGCUACCCUCCUCUUCUCCCCAUCUUUUUUUUUUUUUUUUUUUGAGGGAGGCAAUCUAUAUUCUUCGUUCGUCCUUGGUUCUUGGUCCUACCGGCGCUCUUGCUUCGAAGAGACGUUCGGUAUCCGCGAAACUCGCAAGGAGGAACAGGUUUAUCUACAUCGAGAUUCCCUAGCUCUUCUCAGUCCGUCCCUGGUCUGUGGUCCUACCGAUCUUCCUACAUCGAAGAAGACGUUCGGUAUCCAAGACUCGCAGGGAUCCAGGAUAUCACACAUAAUGGUGGUGGCAUAGCGAACGAAUAUAAUGACGAGGCGAUAGAAUAGCUGGUCGUCAUGCGAAGGCGAUGGUCACCCUCCUGGAGGGGAGUCGUGAGCCCGAUCGCAAACUCAAGAGGGUCGGCAUUGAGAGCCGACAAACAAUGAUCAUAAUGUCGCUGAGCAGUCGGUCCUGAUGAGGAGAUGACAACAGUGUCCGGUCAGGCCGAUAUAUCCGUGCAACGGCUCUCAUCCAACGCAUCGCGGGGAUGGAACCGGUCUUCAAAAGUUAAGUAUGUCGUGCCGAGAGGCCGAACAUGAUGUGAUAGUGUCGGCAAUGAGGGGCCGACCUGAAAGAAUCAAGCAGCGGCCCUCAUCCGCGAGGAGCGGGGAUGAGGCCGGUCUUCAAAAGAUGAACACGCCGAGCCGAGGGGCCGGUCGUGGUAUGAUAAUGUCGGCAAUGAGAUGCCGAUCAAGAUAUGGUCAAGCAACGGUCCUCGUCCGCGAGGUGGCGGGGACGAGGCCGGUCUUCGAAUAUGAUAAUCACGCCGGUCCGAGAGGCCGGUCGUGAUAUAAUGCUGUCGGCGAUGAGAGGCCGACCUGAAAGAAAUCCAGCAACAGUCUACGUCCGCGCAGCGCGGGGACGAGGCCGGUCUUCAAAAGAUGAUAAUCACGCCGUGCCGAGAGGCCGAACAUGAUAUGACAGUGUCGGCAAUGAGAGGCCGAUCUGAAAGAGUCAAGCAACGGCCCUCGUCCGCGAGGUGAGGGACGAGGCCGGUCUUCAAAUAUGAUAAUCAUGUCGGGCCGAGAGGCCGAACAUAACAUAAUAGUGUCGGCCGUGAGAGGCCGACCUGAAAGAAUCAAACAACGGUCAUCGUCCGCGAGGUGGCGGGGACGAGGCCGGUCUUCAAAAGAUAAGCACGCCGAGCCGAGAGGCCGGUCGUGGUAUGACAGUGUCGGCAAUGAGAGGCCGAUCUGAGAAAAUCAAGCAACGGUCCUUGUCCGCGAGGGCGGGGACGAGGCCGGUCUUCAAAAGAUAAGAACGCCGAGCCGAGAGGCCGGUCGUGGUAUAAUGGUGUCGGCAAUGAGAGGCCGACCGGAAAGAAUCAAGCAACGGCUCUCAUCCGCGAGGAGCGGGGACGAGGCCGGUCUUCAAGUAUGGAACAAACGUCGUGCCGAGAGGCCGGUCGUGAUAUCAUGAUGUCGGCAGUGAGAGGCCGACCUGAAAUCCAGCAACGGUCCUCAUCCGCGCAGUGCGGGGACGAGGCCGGUCUUCUAAAGAUAAGCAUGCCGCGCCGAGAGGCCGGUCAUGCUGUGAUGAUGUCGGUAAUAUGAAGCCGAUCUGAGCAUCAAGCAACGGUCCUCAUCCGCGCAUCGCGGGGACGAGGCCGGUCUUCAAACAUGAACAUGCCGCGCCGAGAGGCCGAUCAUGGUAUGAUGGUGUCAGACGGCCCUCGGCCGUGACGAUCUCCUCUAGGCCCUCGGCCUCGGAAUGAUGGGUGACCGUCUCACGAUUCUCCGUCGUGGUAGUCCCCUCUAGACCCUCGGCUACAAGGUGUUCUUUCCUAGGCCAUCGGUCUCUGGGGUGGAGAUGCUCGUCUCACGGUCCUCAGCCGUGAUGGUCUCCUCUUUAGCUGGUCCUGAACGUCUACAAGACUCGGGCCGAGCGUCUUUUAAUCAUUUCGCUCGAGCGCGUCGAGCGGCUUCAGCUGCGCAAUAAGCAUGGUAACGGGCCGCACGGCCCGACAAUAUGUAUACACACAUAACCAUCUGCAUGGCUUUCUAUUUAACAUCCACGAUUACCGGCCUAUGGGUUCUCGUGACCCUCAGCCCGACUCAUCGUGCGGGGUUAUUGGACGUGGCAGCUCGCGGCGGGGCCAAUUAGCAGCCCGCCGAACGUCACAUCGAGAUAUUCAUCGGUCUGUGAGUUUUCAAACUCAGACCCAAGUUGGUCGCACUGCCCUCGGAAAAAACGAGGUUGAGUGCUUUGGUGCCCUCGAGCCCCACGACCGCGUUUGGCAACAGUCACUUUGCGCCUAGCGGCGCAGAUGGUACUAGGGUACGAUCGUCGCUCGGGCACUUGGUGCCGUGCGGACUAAUGCGUAACCCCCAAAUUAAAACGCGUCGUCGGGGCAUCGCCCUUCUGGAGACGCUCGGACUACUUAAUCAAGCUGAUCGAGAGUGGGCCAACAGGCCCACAAGAAAUUAAAUAUUCAAUAAAAUGUUGGCUGAACCAACCAUCACUAGAGCUUCACUCCACGUUAUUUAUUUCGGGACAUUUUUAUCCCUAACAAAUAAUGGUGAUGUACGGGUAGCAACAAUGAUAUUAUCCUAUCAAAGGUCAUUCAGGUAUGCUCCGUUCGCUAAUUAAAGCCAAUCGGGGGUGGGCCAACAGGCCCACAACAACCAAUCAUUAAAUUUAAAUGAUGGUGAAAUGAAUUAUCACUAGAGCAUCGCUCGCAUUAUUUAAUUUUGGGAAAAAUUACUCCCUUUUAAAUAAUGGUGAUAAAAACUAAUUAACUAAUAAUAAUAUUAGUAUCUCUAACUAUUAAAUAUUAAUAAUUACGUGCAUCAAUUUAAAAGAUGGGCACUUAGCUUCUUGAGGAGUAGGUUCGGACUUGGUCAAAAUUCCCUGGUCAAAAUUGUGCUACAAGGAAGGUGGCACGCAGACGUGGUUUGCUUAGUACCAAGGCAAUAUGAAUGGUGCUCCGUAUUUUGGGAAGAAUAACGUGGACAUCGGCUCAUUGACCCCAAGGCCAGACCGUCCGCGUCGGCUACUCAUCGAGGGCGGCACGACGGUUGCAGCGGAGCAAGGCCGGCCAGAGGGUGAGCUUUUCGGUGGGAGGUCGGUUGAGCUUCUGAUGUAUCCUCCCAGAGCUCCGGACUGCCAUUAAUGGUGGAAACUCAAAGAUUCUCCGCCAACAAAUCCUCCAAGCAGUGGCCGGUGAGUGUCGGAGCGACCAGGAGCCGUUGACCGCCGGCGAUGACCGACGGUGCUGCGUUCUAGUUGUAGGAGAACAUCUCCGACUGAUGAACAGCACUGCUGCGCUGGAGGUCUCCCAGGACCGAGGUGACGAGACCUUGGAGGUUACCGCGGCCUUCGACUGGUGCGGCUAGACCCACCAGGGAUUUCCUGGCGGCGGAGACGGUGGCUCCGGCGACCGCGGACCAGAUCUGGAAGCAAACCCGAUUUGAACCUCCAGAUUCCAUAACUCCUUUUUCUCUUUUUUCCUGCUUCUUUCAUCCCCUUCCAGAAUCUUUAUUCUUUACUGAGAAUCGGUCCAUUUUUCGAAUGAAUUUUGCUGUAGAAACUGAAGCAACGUGAAUCUUUUUGGACAGAUUCCCACAGACGGCGCCAGUGUUGAGUUUAAUCCAACACGAUAUAGUAAAUAUAUGUAUAAAUGUGUAUGAACAAGCUAUUUUUACGUGGAAACCCGAAAGGGAGAAAACCACGGGACUUUUUAGGCUAAUGUCCAAGCCCUCUCUUUCUCAUUAGGACUCUCCUCACCAUUACAUAGUACAAUUUGAGCUCCCAUUAAUGGAGUAUUGUAAGCUAGCUAGAGAGAAGGGAGAAGAAUAAGCUAAGGAAAAGGAGAUCCCUAAUAUGGAGGGAGACUCCCUUAUUUAUAGAGAAUAGGGGAAGGGGAUGCUCUCCACCCUAAUGGGCCGCAUGGGCCGGAGUGGGCCCAAAUGGCUAAAGUGGGCCGGAUGGGCCGAAAUGGGCCUAGCUGCUCGGGCUCCGUAGUGAGUAAUGUCUUGGGCUCCUAAACAGUAAUAGGUCGGGAUAAUAUAUCCCAACAUGUCUCAUUCCUGUCAUGACGUCCUGACCCGGACAACCGUGUGGAGAACACCAUCAUAUUUUCUUUCUGGUGGAAUUUGUUGAUGAAUUUUUUUGAGAAUGUUCCUCAUCAAGUCUAGUUUAUUUAUACCAAAUUUCAGCUUAAAAUUCUAUCGUGUUAAAAAAAUUCUUAAAACAUACUGCGUUUUAUAUAUGUAUAAAAUGUGUUGUAAGAGAAGAGCCGCCACUUGGAGUGACAACUUUUGUACUGUAAGAGAAGAACCGCCACUUUAAGUGGCGACUUUUCUUAACUACAAUUAAAUCAGCAGUAUUUUGGGAAUUACUUUUAACCCAACAGUAUUUUGAGAUUUGUUUAUUUAAUUAGCAUUAUUUUAGGAAAAAACUCAUAAUUUUUUAGUUGUAAUAAGUAACAAGAUUCGUAAUAUUUCAAAUCUGUUAUAUUUUAUUGAAUAUUCAAUCAUACGAAGUUCUAUUGGAUAAUAUCAAACCUCUCGAAGGCAUACAUAGUAUUGUUUGUAACAAUUUAUGUACUUGUAAUAAUAUGGUACGAAGUAUAACCCGAGUACGAUUGUGAAAGGUCAUAUGACAAAAUUGUAACGUACGGAGGAGUACUUCAAAUUUCGGAAUUUUUCUUGAUACAAAAUUCUCCCUAAAGAAUAGAAAAUUCUUUCUUGUUUUGAUUCCUCGUUGCCUUAAAACCCUUUUGGUUGAUCCGUCCGUCCUUGUAUCGAAUUUUCCGAAGUCUGCGUCCCAAGUCAACUCCUUCUCAAAGGAACGCAUUCUUCCUACGGUUGUUUUAUCUGUGAAACUUGUUCUGUGGAGGUGGAGUCUUUACUGCAGUAAAAAAAUUCAAGGACAGGGAUACAUCAUGGGUGCCGCCUGUUGUUGUUUCAAACUCUCGGAUGAUGUUACCUCAAAUUCUCCGAAUGAUUUCUUGUGUUUAAAUUUUCGGUUACAAGAUUUAAUAUAUCAGUAUGAAGCUUUAUUUGGUGGAGGGGAACCCCAAGUCCGCAAUAACAGUAAUAAUUAUCAGGAUGUGGCCUUGGCAGAUCCGGAGGAUACAAUUUCACAAAACAAUGCCAGUUUAAGAGGUCCACAGGCAUACCAAGAAAUUGAAAUCAGGAAAUUAGAGAGAGGCUCAAGCCAUUCACAGACAGGAAAUAUUUCUAAUGCUGAUUUUGAACUACUUGGGAAGCUUACGAGUAAAAGCAAACAGGUUGUUUUGGAUUGUGAUAAGGACUUUUGCGCCCCUAAGGCUUGCCUCUCGUUUUUAGAAGUUGAGCCAGGAUAUCCAAUUCCAUUGUCAGAAGAAGAGGAUGUCUGCCCUACUUGCCUUGAAGAUUAUACUAUUGACAACCCCAAAAUAAUCACCAAGUGCUCCCACCAUUACCACCUUAGCUGCAUCUUUGAGUGGCAGGAAAGGAGUGAAACAUGUCCUAUUUGUGGUGUGGUGUUAGAAUUUGAGGAGAUUUCCUGUUGAAUGCCUUGUCCACAUGCUGGAGAACGAUGUGAAUAUGCUUGAAACAUGAUAUUUAAGAGAUUUCCUGUGAAUUUGAUGGAAGCCCUUCUCAAGUGGGAGAAACAUGUACAUGAUUUAAACAAACCGAUGUGUUUAUAACUGGUGGUUUUUUCUUUUACAAUUGACCAAUAUAUAUAAAACGAAACUGAUUAGUUUCUCUUAACUGUAACUUCACCAGUGACCGUAAAAAGUAUAAAAAGUUGACGUGCAAAGUUCAG
Molecule: messenger RNA, 9253 nt
Organism: Cuscuta epithymum
Lineage: Eukaryota; Viridiplantae; Streptophyta; Magnoliopsida; Solanales; Convolvulaceae
Source: the annotation of a GenBank genome assembly